Molecule: messenger RNA, 396 nt
Organism: Penicillium robsamsonii
Lineage: Eukaryota; Fungi; Ascomycota; Eurotiomycetes; Eurotiales; Aspergillaceae
Exons: 2
Coding region: 1-396 (131 amino acids)
Biological process (GO): intracellular iron ion homeostasis
Cellular component (GO): cytosol; nucleus
Molecular function (GO): 2 iron, 2 sulfur cluster binding
Source: RefSeq, a predicted model, not a curated record
AUGUUCUCCCGCACCUCCUCCUUGACCGUCUUGAGCAGAAGCUGCCGCUAUCUCCUCCGCCCUCACAAUAACAUCCAGCGGGCCUCGUUUUCCCUCACCGCGCGCUCUCACGCCGCCAUCAACGCCGCUAUGGCCGACACAUCUGGAAUCACCGCAGACUCGCUGAAGAACAAGUUGACUGAAGUGCUGCAGGCGCAGCAUGUGGAGGUUGAGGAUCUAUCGGGCGGCUGUGGACAGGCAUUCCAGGCUGUGAUUGUUUCCCCUCAAUUCGAGAGCAAGACUAUGCUUGCACGACACCGACUCGUCAACUCCGCACUCAAGGCCGAGAUCGCUGCUAUUCAUGCUUGGACACCCAAGUGCUAUACCCCCGAGCAGUGGCAGGCUCUGCAACAGUAA